CUACUGCCUACGAUAGGUACUGUUAACAGCAACGCAUUAAAAAAAGUAAAUAAAAAUGUGCGAUUUCAUAAAGAAGAUUAUUUAUCUAUACCUUCUUCUUUUCUUUCUUUUUUACUAGGAUUUAUUGAUGGAGAUGAGUAUAUACAUUCUGUUCUUAAUAUAGGUAAAAUAACUAUAUACAAAGAUAAUAGAAGUCCAACCUGUAAGUUAAUUAUUAACAAAACCGAUCUACAAGAAGUUUUAUUUCCAUUGUUGUUACACCAUAACCUAUUUUUUUUAACUGAAACAAGAAAUAACCAAUUUAAUACUGCUAUGCUAAUAUUAGAACAAGACAUAAAAAGGUUCGAUAAUAUACCUAAUAUAAUUGGUUUCACAAUGGCAGAAGGAUCAUUUUUCAUAAAAAGCAAUAAUGACGGUUGUUUUCAAUUGAAACAAAGAAUACAUACUAGUUUAUUUGAAUCAUUUAAAUUAGUAUUUAAUACUGAUAGAAAAAUAGAUAUUGAAAAAAACAUGUAUAAUCAAUUUUCUGUUAGUUCCAAAAACGAUAUACAAACUGUCAUAAAUUUCUUUUCUUUUUCCGGUUUACAUCCUUUAGUAGGACUAAAAGGAAUUUCUUAUCUAAAAUGA
This is a messenger RNA of Didymella exigua CBS 183.55, 627 nucleotides long. RefSeq lists its product as uncharacterized. The transcript is spliced from 3 exons. Lineage: Eukaryota; Fungi; Ascomycota; Dothideomycetes; Pleosporales; Didymellaceae. The record is from RefSeq and is a predicted model, not a curated record. The annotation marks the transcript as partial.